AUGCGUUUCUCCACACUCACUUCGGCUGCGGCCUUUUUCCAAUUGAGCAUAGCUGGCUAUGUUCUCGAGGAUGACUACAUGACCGACUUUUAUGGGUCGUUUGAUUUCUUCACUCAACCUGACCCAACAGAGGGCUUCGUCAAGUAUGUUGAUGAGGACACGGCAAGGCAGACUAAUCUCAUCAACGCGUCUGUCACUACUGGAGCAUCCUGGGGCGUAGAUCACGAGAACGAGUGCCCAGAGGGAAGGCCUAGUAUUCGCAUAGAAAGCAAGAAGAAGUACGACAGUGGUUUGAUUGUUGUUGAUGUCGCUCACAUGCCCUUUGGCUGUGGCACAUGGCCAGCAUUCUGGACAACCGGACCCAAUUGGCCCAAAAACGGCGAGAUUGACAUCAUUGAAGGUGUCAACGACCAAGUGAGCAACUCCAUGACUCUUCACACAGGUCCUGGCUGCACGAUUGGUUCCGACACCACCCAGUUUGCCGGCAAUGUAACCACAAAGAACUGCGAUGUCAAGGCAAAAGGUCAAAUGGACAACGCAGGAUGCUCCAUCGCAGACCGAUCGACCAAGAGCUACGGUGCAGGCUUGAAUGCGAACGGUGGAGGAGUCUACGCAACUCAGUGGACGUCUGAUGCCAUCAGUGUCUUCUUCUUCCCUCGCGGCUCUGUUCCGGAGGAUGUUCUUGGUGACAACCCAGACCCCAGCGGAUGGGGAAAGCCGUCCGCCAAGUUUGAAGGUGGUUGUGACAUUGAGAGCACGUUCAAGCAGCAACAAAUCGUCUUUGACACCACCUUUUGUGGUGUAUGGGCUGGCAGCAGCAGUGUCUGGGGAGCCAGCUCCUGCUCAAAGAAGGCUGCUACAUGCGAGGAGUGGGUACAGAACAACCCCGAGGCUUUCGCAGAAGCGUACUGGACAGUCAAUGCCUUGAAGGUCUACCAAGACAAUGGCGAGGCUCCUGCUCCAGUGCCUUCAUCAGCCCCUCAGCAGAGUAGCGCUGCUUAUCUGCCAGAACCUGUCCCAACCGAGACAGCGGCCGUGUCUUCUGCACUUGCUGGGCCAACUGGCUCUCCUGUCAUACCGACUUCGGCCAUCAAGCCAUCUGUAUCCAGUAUUGCCGUGCCAAUUCCCACCAGCGAGACUGUCUCCACCCCAGCCUCUGCCCCAAUUGCAACCCCUCCCGCCUAUGGGGCCCCUAGCGCUCCCAGUGCUCCCAGUGCUCCAAGCCCUCCAGUCGAGAGCCCUACCGCUUCCGAAAUCGCAGACGGCGAAAAGCCUGUUGCACCACCAACCCAGAUCGCAGCGCCAGCUCCAGGCCCAGCACCGACGGGCGCAGGUGGCAUGCCUGGUUUCCAAUGGCCUGUAGGUGCUGGUGGUUCCAACGACAAUGACACUACAACAACAUCGGCACCUGCAGUCUCACCUCCUCAAAACACUGGCACACCAACUCAAAACUCCAGUGAGGCCGCCACUGUCCCCAGCUCCACACAAGGCAGCCCUCAACUCUCAAGUCCUGCAGCCGCUCCCGAAGCGCCAGUACCCGCACCAGCCCCGACUAGUCCAGCCAUUGCGCCCGUAGCUGCCCCAGUCGUUCCCGUUGUCACAGACACUGUUCAAGCCGUCUACACCGUCUAUGAAACCGUUUACGCUACUGUAACUGCUAGUCCCACUGAAACACCUGCCCCCGCUGCUGCCCCUCCUGCUGCACGAAACGCGCGCAUGGCCAGGUUCCUCAGGGAGCACAGACAGAGAAUCACCAGGCACCACGCAAAGUUCUAG
This is a messenger RNA of Bipolaris zeicola 26-R-13, 1776 nucleotides long. RefSeq names its product glycoside hydrolase family 16 protein. Lineage: Eukaryota; Fungi; Ascomycota; Dothideomycetes; Pleosporales; Pleosporaceae. Gene Ontology annotation, molecular function: hydrolase activity, hydrolyzing O-glycosyl compounds. The transcript is spliced from 2 exons. Gene Ontology annotation, biological process: glucan catabolic process. Bases 1 to 1776 code for a protein of 591 amino acids. The record is from RefSeq and is a predicted model, not a curated record.